GGACCCAUAUUAAAACUGACGUCAAAUGGACUUGUAGCAGUUCCUUCUCGCAGAAUGGAAGUAGCCGUGGAAGUGAAACGGAUUAAACUCGCUUAAUCUUGGCAGGAUAUUGAACUUUCCUUCGCUUUUUUCAAGCCCCCUUUUAUGUGCUGGUGAGAUAGUUAUUAAAACGAAGCCUGGCUUUGCGGCUGCUCCUCUGCUAGUGCCCCCCGUAUGGAGGAUGAGGAGGAUGAUGUGUUUGAGCCAGAUCCCAACUGCUGGCGCACACCCUUCAGGGAGAUAAAGUGCGAAGACCGGGGCACGCAGACGCACGGUCCUGGCCAGGCACUACACAACAGCAUGCUGCCCUGUGGUGUUGUGGAGGAGCCCAGACGACUAUUCUACGGUAACGCAGGUUUUCGAUUGCACUUCCCAGCGCAUUUUGAACUUGUCGGGGAUUUUGACGCGAGGCAACAAGAGGAGCAGAACAGGAUGGAGCAGUUACCCCUGCACCAGCCGGCUGCACUCAGCUUGGAGGCCUCCAUCGGGCAGAAACUUCAGCUGAUAGGCGACCAGUUUCACCGGGAACACUUACAACAGUAUCAACAAAACCAAAGGAAUCAGGGGCCGCUGUGGUGGCGCAUGACUGCAGCUCUUCUCAGCCUCCUGUUUGAUAGGGGGUUUAUUGCUGGAGGAGGUGGAGCAGGACAGAGGUGAGGGGGAACUUCCUCUUAUAUCCUUUGUCUUCAUCUCUGUUUUGACGAACUGGACUCCUGAAGGCACUGUCCAAUCUAACACGGGUCUGUUUGAGGGAGGAAAGAAAGGAGGGAAAAUAGUCACCGCGGGACGGCGACAACCAAAUUUUAUACAAGGGCGUGUGUUUUUUUUCUUUAAAAGAAGAUGCCAUGAUGCUCCGGAAUUCAUCUAAAGGACAAUGUUUAUAUUUAGGCCUACAUGUCAUGUAGUCGUCUUGUACAGUACAUUGUUCGUUUUUUUUUUUUUUUGUGCACUUCAAUAUGUGUCCUUCUUAAAAGACCUGACCUCCACAGACCUUAGGAAUGCCUUAGUCAGUGUCUUCUGCCAGAAGGAGAAUUGAGUGUUUUUUUUUUUUUGACAAGCAAGAUGAGAUGGUUAAGGAAAUGAAAGGAAAUGUGGUGUGACGGUUUCUUUUCUGAUGUCCCCCAGGAGACCAGUCAAGUUAAUUUACUCACUUCCAAAGAGACCACUUCCCAGAACAAAGCAUUUUGCACCUCACCUCAAUGGAACAUUUAUCUAUUUAUCUUUUCUAUGUAUUUUUCUCUUAUUUUCUUUGGUGUCAAUUUUAACCCGUCAUAUCUUUUAGGAUUUCACGAAUAAGGUAAACGUUCUGUACAUAAAAAAGUUGGCACACUGUGAAUUGUUAUCAAAGUUUAGUUGUGCGCUACAUGUCAAACAUUUGGGACUUUUUCAACUAUAUAAGAGGUGAAGUUCGCUGUUCUGAACAACACUACCUGAUCAAAUGGGCCUGGUUGGUGCCAGCAGACCUGAUAAACUUCAAAAAAGACUUUAGAUAAAUAUCAGACCUUGUGCAGAUGACUCCACUUUUAUGACUAAAGAACUGACUAGAUAAUUUAGCUUUAAAUACAGUUCUGUAGUGGUUAGUUAACAUGGAAAUCAUUUACGUAUUUUAGGAUCUUGUUUUGCUGUCGCCCUGGUCAAGUCCCUCCUUCGUUAUGCCCAAUUUCCGUGAUGAACGUUAUUCUGAAAAACUUCUCAGGAUCGUGAAAGGUUACUUAUUAAAAAAAAUUAUAUUUCCCAUUGACUGGACAUUUAGUUACACAAUUGAAAACUUGUUUGGUUACAACUGACAUAAUGGGUACUGAUGAUGCCCACCAGGCCUUGCCCACUCUAGACGAAGAGCAGGAUCGCCCAAAUAGAAAAACCUGCAAUUUGACAUGAAAGUUAAUGAAUAGACGGUCGUCUGUCUGAUUAAUAGAAAUGUUAUAUCUUGUAGCUGUACUAACAGCUAAGGGAUGUCUGAGAUGUAGCACACUGAGUAGAUAUUUACAUUAAAAUCAUAGGGUGUUGACAUGUAUAUAAAAAAACUAUUAAGGUCUUGCACCAUGCACUAAAUUAGAGCAAAUGAAUCAAGCACACUGUCACACUGUUUAAAAGUUUACUUUUUUAAGUUUCAUUUCACCAAAUAUACAGUUUUUUUUUUAGCAUAGCCUUAUUCCUAGGAUUUUCUCUUCAUUUUAUGUGUUCUUUUUAUGUGAUUGUUUUCAGACCUCCAUGCCCUUUAAGUGGAGCUGUGGAUCCACUGUUUUUGCACUAGACUUCCACCCGUUUAAGAGUUCAGAUUGUUUCCGAGCUAACCUCUUUCUCGUAUGAAGGUUUUUCAGUCCCAGCUUGUUUCCACCACAUUUCAGAUGUAUUCACUUAUAUGGCCAAGACAAAUAAUCAGUAUUGAGAACCGACUGACUGAGCACAAUGUGCAUUUAGCAUCAGUUCUGGAAAUUUCACUCACUAGUGUUUCAGGAUUUCAGUUGAGUGAGAGCAACUUUUUUGCAGAAGACCAACUUUGAACACCAAGUUAAUAUGGCAUAAACAGUCUGUGAAACAGAAUCCCCUCCUCUCAGGAUACCCUUGUGUGGUUUCACAUCAUUUGAUAUUCUGUUGGGUGAUCUUACAUUGUCUGUGGUACUCAGAUUUAGAUUUGGAACGUGGGUACACACAUAACCACCACUGGCUCACCAGACAAACAAAUAAACAGAAGUGAAAAAGACUGUAAUUACUGUUGAAAUAUGAAUACAUAUAAAUACACUGUUAAAGAUAUUGUUUAUGUAUUAAGGUUUUUUUUUAUUAUUAUUAUUAUUUUCAUGCUGAAUCUUUUGGACCCGAGGAGCAGUACAUAUCAGGGGUCUAUAAUUACUUGCUCCUUACUAUGUAUCAAGUUGAUCACUGCAUAAUUACUGUCUCGUUUUCUCUUUAAGAUGUCUCAGGGACAGACUUUUUGGGCUACUGGUAACCUUGAGAAUCUGUUACAUGUUUCAGAGAAAAAGAGUGUUGUCACCCAUUUAUUUAUAUUAGAACCUCUUGAGGUGUUUUCAAGUCUUCUGUAUUUUCAUUUCAUUUAGAGUUCCUGUAGUCUAAUUUCCAGCACACACACAUAGGUACAGUUUGAGGAGUCUGGGCUGGCAUGCUGGCGGUGGUGGUGACAGGGGCUCCUGAGUUUGCAGUCAGAGGAGAGAGAGGUGCACUAAGUGUGGUUGUGGUAAUAGUUUCCUGCAGAUCCUGAACACUGAGCCAGUCCCUGUAGCACCUCGUCGCACGAUCAGGUCUUGACUUCCUCCUCAUGCAGCUCCUGCAUGGCAUGUUUUUUUUUCAGUGGUUCAUUUAAUUUGUAAUUUAUUUUUUCUUCCUUUUUAAUUUAUUUUUGGUAUGUUUUACCAAUUUCUACUGUAUACACUUGUGUGUGCAAUCACCUCUUCCUCUUUCUGCUUUGAUCUUGGACUCAUAAAUGGUUCAGCUUAAGAAUAAUUGUGCCUGAUUUUUGGGGGAUUUUUAUUGUAUCACUCAUUUCUCACAGCCUGUAAAAAAACAGCGCUCUGAGUUUGUCAUAGAACAGAGUGCACAUUGUCUUCUACUUUUCACUUACAGCCAGAACAGAAGUUAAUAAAUAUGUAUUGUAUGUUGUUGCCAAUAUGAAGAGGAAAACUACAAUCCACCUUUUAAGCCCGUAUGAAUGUGUGACACUUAAACGAUGAAUAUGAUUAUUGGUGAAGUAAACUCAAAAUUUUCAAUUUGUUUAAAACGUUUAUGAUUUUUUUGGGUCCAGAAGUUUCAAUGCAGUUCAACUUAUCUCAUGUAUAAUUAGUCAUCAUACAUCAUGCCCAUUGCUAAUGAUACCGAGGAUAUUGAGAGAGCAUAGAAAUGAAAAGGUUUCCUAUUUACACAAAUCACAGAAUGUUUGUUCCUUAAUCCCAAUCAUUGUGUUGUAAUCAGUAUGCACUGGAAAGUACUUUGUUUCUGUAAAUCCCAGAAGUAUUUUAAUGUAUAGUAUAAACUCUGGAUUGUUUUCAUAGGCUAAUCUGGCCAUAUGUCAGCUGUAUCUCUGUGCAUUAUUUGGACAAGAAGGUUCAGGUUUAAUAGCCUGUUGAUUUAUUGAAUAGGGAAACAAGCCACCAUGGUGUCCUUAUAUUUUUUAAGUGGAAGUUUCCUAAAUUGUGCUCACAGCAAUUUGUGAUUGCUGAGGUCCAAGACUUGGACAGGUACUUUUUGGAAACCAUCAGUGUCUUGAAUUUUGUUUUCCACUUUUACGUUUAUAUUGGAAUUUGUGUUUUUGGAAGAAGAUUUAGCCUGUUUUGUACCAUAACAUUUAUUCUUUGAGGUCUUUCUUAACUUUUAAAAUUGUAUUUUCUUAAGAAAAAGUGUCUUUUUUUGUAAGGACAGUUCAUUCUUGUAAGACUUUUUUAAGACAAGCAAGAUCAUUUUAAAGUCAAUGAGAUCGAAAUCAUUUGUUUUUAAUAAAAAUGAAUUCUGAACAUUCCUUGCACAUCUUACUAUAGCGUAAUGAACUUGGGCCAAACAUUAUACGGUUUGAUUGACUUAACUCAUGAGCUCGUUGCUAUAAAAUGUUUGCCCUUCUUUACAGAACAGAUAGCUGACCAUGUAUUUCUAAAAACCCUGGAAUAUGCCUUUAACUGCUCGAUUUCAAUGAAGUCUUGAUUAUCACACACUCUCUGUAUACCAAGAAAUGAGACCCAGCGAAAAUGUAGCAUUUUUGUAAACAUUGACUGUGUGUUUUCGAGACUCUACUGUGCACUCUUUUUAUCUUGUGUUUAUAUGUAUUUUUUCUGGUUGUUAAUAUUCAUAUGGAAGUAAAGACAAUUUGCUAUGUAGUGCAAUAUGCUGUAUAUACAGAGUUUUGCUCUACAAAUGUUUUUUUCUGGAUUUCUUGUUGUUUAUUGGUACUUUUUUUCAAUAAAAUAUUAUGGAAGUUA
This is a messenger RNA of Xiphophorus couchianus (Monterrey platyfish), 4961 nucleotides long. It is a transcript of the gene bmf1, whose product is annotated as BCL2 modifying factor 1. The record is from RefSeq and is a predicted model, not a curated record. Bases 214 to 696 code for a protein of 160 amino acids. Gene Ontology annotation, biological process: positive regulation of apoptotic process; apoptotic process; negative regulation of autophagy. Gene Ontology annotation, cellular component: myosin complex. Lineage: Eukaryota; Metazoa; Chordata; Actinopteri; Cyprinodontiformes; Poeciliidae. The transcript is spliced from 4 exons.